AUGCAUAAAAAAUUACAACAAGUAUUUAAAAGUGCAUGUGUUAGUAAUAAAAAUCACUAUAAAAAACCUCCUUUACAUCAGGCUGCUGAGAAUAAUCAGAUAGAGGUAAUGAAGGGCCUAUUAAGAAAAGAAGAAGGUAAAGAAGAUGUGGAUGUGGAUGUUAAUGCUGUAGAAGAUAGAAAUAAAGAAACGGCUUUACAUUUUGCUGCUGGAUAUGGUCAUAUAGAGGCAGUAGAGUUUCUUUUAGCAGCAGGCGCAGACAUUGACGCUAAAAAUAAAUAUGAUGAAACUCCUUUAUCUUGUGCUUCUCGCGAUCAUCAGGAUUCUCAAGGUCAUCAUAUGGAGGUAGCGAAGAUGCUAUUAGACAACGGUGCAGAUGCUAGGAUUGCAAGUAAAUUCGGAUACACCCCUUUACAUUGGUGGGCUCGUAGAGGUCAUAUGGAUAUUAUAAGGGAUUUAUUAGCAGCAGGUGUAGGUAUUAAUGUUGCAAAUGACUAUGGAGAUACUGCUCUACAUUGGUCCGCUAAGCGUAGUUAUAGAGGUGUGGUAAUGAUUCUGUUAGCAGCAGGGGCAGAUCCUUCAUUAAUGAAUAUGUAUUCUCAGACUCCGGCGGAUUUAGUGCAGACUCCUGGUAUAGAAAAGAUUUUUAAGGAUGCAGGAGCUAUAUUACAGAAAAUGCGGGAGGAAAAAAUUGGCAAGAGUGGGAUAUCGCCUAUUGACAUUGUUAUAGCCAAUGAGGCUAAUUUAAUACGUUACGCUCAUGAUGUUGAUGUGUACCAAUGGUUGCAAGGUCAAUUUUAUUAUUAUGACCCAUUGGAACAAGGUUCAUAUGGUGAUUAUUCUGAAUUGAUAUGUUCUCGGUAUCAAACUAUAAACGGAAGAAUAUGUAUAGCGAACGAUGCUAACAAGGUGACAGCUCAACCUAAUACUCAACUAGAUGCAACACAAAUAGCAGGAGGGUCUGGCUUAGGUAAAUAG
Molecule: messenger RNA, 978 nt
Organism: Cinara cedri
Lineage: Eukaryota; Metazoa; Arthropoda; Insecta; Hemiptera; Aphididae
Source: the annotation of a GenBank genome assembly